GGCGAGGGGGGCGGCACCCAGCCGGGUGUCCUCCUCUGGGGGGCGGGGGGCGGUGCUCAGUCCGGUGUCGCCCCCUAGCUUCCUCUGCAGAUACUGCGCCCCUCCAGAUCGGCGCGGCGCGGCCCGGAGCGCCGCCUCCUCUUCCUGAGAGCUGCUGGCCGCCGUGCUGGCGGGGUGCUCGGGCGGGCGCCUAGGGAAAUACAUCGAGUCUCGGGAAGGGACGGCGGGGGGACGCGGGGACCCGCCGAGCCGCGCAGCCCCACUGCCUGCGCACACACCCUCCCGCGCCCCGUCCUGGGGUGCCAGGCUUGCCGAUUGUGAUUAUUAUUUUUAUUUUUAAUUUCAAGUAUCAUUAUUUUUCGCAAACGGGGUAGCCGCCGGAGGUCCGGGGUUCUGGCUGGCGGGGCCCGGAUGUGCCGAGGAUGCUUGGCCAGCCUGCUGGAGGCGGCGGCGGGCAGGGGCGGCCGGCGCUCGGUGCCAUGAUGGGCAUCAGGUAAGCGGCGGCAGCAGCAGGCGGCCGGGAGACGCCGCAGCCCGAGGCCCCGAGGCCGAGCCGCCCCCCGCCCGCGCUUUGUGGACGCCGCGCCCAACACCGCUCAGCCCCCGGCUGGGAGCCACGAGGAUGCACCUCCCGGAGGAGAACCACCAAGGUUCCAACUAUGGGAGCCCCCGCCCCGCUCACGCCAACAUGAAUGCCAACGCGGCUGCAGGGCUGGCCCCCGAGCACAUCCCCACGCCGGGGGCUGCCCUGUCCUGGCAGGCGGCCAUCGAUGCAGCCCGGCAGGCCAAGCUGAUGGGCAGCGCCGGCAAUGCCACCAUCUCCACGGUCAGCUCCACACAGCGCAAGCGGCAGCAGUACGGGAAGCCCAAGAAGCAGGGCAGCACGACCGCCACGCGCCCGCCACGCGCCCUGCUCUGCCUCACCCUCAAGAACCCCAUCCGCAGGGCCUGCAUCAGCAUUGUUGAAUGGAAACCAUUUGAAAUAAUUAUUUUACUGACUAUUUUUGCCAAUUGUGUGGCCUUAGCGAUCUAUAUUCCCUUCCCAGAAGACGACUCCAACGCCACCAAUUCCAACCUGGAACGGGUGGAGUAUCUCUUCCUCAUCAUUUUUACUGUGGAAGCCUUUCUAAAAGUCAUCGCCUACGGACUUCUCUUUCACCCCAACGCUUACCUCCGCAACGGCUGGAACCUGCUGGACUUCAUCAUCGUGGUCGUUGGGCUUUUCAGCGCCAUCUUGGAACAAGCUACUAAAGCAGAUGGAGCCAAUGCUCUGGGAGGCAAAGGGGCUGGUUUCGACGUGAAGGCGCUGAGGGCGUUCCGUGUGCUACGGCCCCUGCGGCUGGUGUCUGGAGUUCCAAGCCUACAGGUGGUCCUGAACUCCAUCAUCAAGGCCAUGGUGCCCCUGCUGCACAUCGCCCUGCUUGUGCUGUUCGUCAUCAUCAUCUACGCCAUCAUCGGCCUGGAGCUCUUCAUGGGCAAGAUGCAUAAGACCUGCUACAGCCAAGAGGGCAACCCAGAUGUCCCAGCAGAAGAUGACCCUUCCCCUUGUGCUCUGGAGUCGGGCCAUGGGCGGCAGUGCCAGAAUGGCACAGUGUGCAGGCCUGGCUGGGAUGGGCCCAAGCAUGGCAUCACCAACUUUGACAACUUUGCCUUCGCCAUGCUGACAGUGUUCCAGUGCAUCACCAUGGAGGGCUGGACGGACGUGCUCUACUGGGUCAAUGAUGCCGUAGGAAGGGACUGGCCCUGGAUCUAUUUUGUUACACUAAUCAUCAUAGGGUCAUUUUUUGUACUUAACUUGGUUCUCGGUGUCCUUAGCGGAGAGUUCUCCAAGGAGAGGGAGAAGGCCAAGGCCAGGGGUGAUUUCCAAAAGCUGCGAGAGAAACAGCAGCUGGAGGAAGACCUUAAGGGCUACCUGGACUGGAUCACUCAGGCGGAGGACAUCGACCCUGAGAACGAGGAUGAAGGCUUAGAUGAGGAGAAGCCUCGAAACAUGAGCAUGCCCACCAGCGAGACCGAGUCCGUCAACACAGAAAAUGUGGCUGGAGGGGACAUCGAGGGAGAGAACUGUGGGGCCCGACUGGCCCACCGGAUCUCUAGGUCAAAGUUCAGCCGCUACUGGCGCCGCUGGAACCGGUUCUGCAGGAGGAAGUGCCGUGCUGCCGUCAAGUCCAACGUCUUCUACUGGCUGGUGAUCUUCCUGGUCUUCCUCAACACACUCACCAUCGCCUCAGAGCACUACAACCAGCCCCAUUGGCUCACGGAGGUCCAGGACAUAGCCAACAAGGCCUUGCUUGCGCUCUUCACAGCCGAGAUGCUGCUGAAGAUGUACAGCCUGGGCCUGCAGGCCUACUUCGUGUCUCUGUUCAAUCGCUUCGACUGCUUUAUUGUGUGCGGGGGAAUCCUGGAGACCAUCCUGGUGGAGACCAAGGUCAUGUCCCCCCUGGGCAUCUCUGUGCUCAGGUGUGUGCGGCUGCUGCGAAUCUUCAAGAUCACCAGGUACUGGAACUCCCUGAGCAACCUGGUGGCUUCCCUGCUCAACUCCGUGCGCUCCAUCGCCUCCCUGCUGCUGCUGCUCUUCCUCUUCAUCAUCAUCUUCUCCCUCUUGGGGAUGCAGCUCUUCGGAGGCAAGUUCAACUUUGAUGAGAUGCAGACCCGCAGGAGCACGUUCGACAACUUCCCCCAGUCCCUCCUCACUGUCUUUCAGAUCCUGACCGGGGAGGACUGGAAUUCGGUGAUGUAUGAUGGGAUCAUGGCUUAUGGCGGCCCCUCUUUUCCAGGGAUGUUAGUCUGUAUUUACUUCAUCAUCCUCUUCAUCUGUGGAAACUAUAUCCUACUGAACGUGUUCUUGGCCAUCGCUGUGGACAACCUGGCCGAUGCGGAGAGCCUCACAUCUGCCCAGAAGGAGGAGGAGGAGGAGAAGGAGAGGAAGAAGCUGGCCAGGACUGCCAGCCCUGAGAAGAAGCCAGAGAUGGUGGAAUCGCCAGUGGUGGAGCAGGAGGCCAAGGAGGAGAAGAUUGAGCUGAAGGCCAUUACAGCUGACGGCGAGUCCCCACCCACCACCAAGAUCACCAUGGAGGACCUGCAGCCCAAUGAGAAUGAAGACAAGAGCCCCUACACCAACCCCGAAGCCACAGGAGAGGAAGAUGAGGAGGAGCCCGAGAUGCCCGUGGGGCCCCGGCCCCGCCCCCUCUCUGAGCUGCACCUGAAGGAGAAAGCAGUACCCAUGCCUGAGGCCAGCGCCUUCUUCAUCUUCAGCCCCAGCAACAGGUUUCGGCUCCAGUGCCACCGCAUCGUCAAUGACACCAUCUUCACCAACCUGAUCCUCUUCUUCAUCCUGCUCAGCAGCAUCUCCCUGGCUGCCGAGGACCCCGUGCAGCACACCUCCUUCCGAAACCACAUUCUUUUUUAUUUUGAUAUUGUUUUCACUACCAUUUUCACCAUUGAGAUUGCUCUGAAGAUCCUUGGCAAUGCCGACUAUGUCUUCACUAGUAUCUUUACGCUAGAAAUUAUCCUUAAGAUGACGGCAUACGGGGCCUUCCUGCACAAGGGCUCCUUCUGCCGAAACUACUUCAACAUCCUGGACCUGCUAGUGGUCAGCGUGUCCCUCAUCUCAUUUGGCAUCCAGUCCAGCGCCAUCAACGUGGUGAAGAUCCUGCGUGUCCUGAGGGUCCUCAGGCCCCUGCGGGCCAUCAACAGGGCCAAGGGGCUGAAGCAUGUGGUCCAGUGUGUGUUUGUGGCCAUCCGGACCAUCGGAAACAUCGUCAUUGUCACCACGCUGCUCCAGUUCAUGUUCGCCUGCAUCGGGGUCCAGCUCUUCAAGGGAAAGCUUUACACCUGUUCAGACAGUUCCAAGCAGACGGAGGCUGAGUGCAAGGGCAACUACAUCACCUAUAAGGAUGGGGAGGUCGACCAGCCCAUCAUCCAGCCCCGCAGCUGGGAGAAUAGCAAGUUUGACUUCGACAAUGUGCUGGCGGCCAUGAUGGCGCUCUUCACCGUCUCCACCUUUGAGGGGUGGCCGGAACUGCUGUACCGCUCCAUUGACUCCCACACGGAAGACAAGGGCCCCAUCUACAACUACCGCGUGGAGAUCUCCAUCUUCUUCAUCAUCUACAUCAUCAUCAUUGCCUUCUUCAUGAUGAACAUCUUCGUGGGUUUCGUCAUCGUCACGUUCCAGGAGCAGGGAGAGCAGGAGUACAAGAACUGUGAGCUGGACAAGAACCAGCGGCAGUGUGUGGAGUACGCCCUCAAGGCCCGGCCCCUCCGGAGGUACAUCCCCAAGAACCAGCACCAGUACAAGGUGUGGUACGUGGUCAACUCCACCUACUUCGAGUACCUGAUGUUUGUCCUCAUCCUGCUCAACACCAUCUGCCUGGCCAUGCAGCACUACGGCCAGAGCUGCCUCUUCAAGAUCGCCAUGAACAUCCUCAACAUGGUCUUCACUGGCCUCUUCACCGUGGAGAUGAUCCUCAAGCUGAUAGCCUUCAAGCCCAAGGGUUACUUUAGUGAUCCCUGGAAUGUUUUUGACUUCCUCAUCGUAAUUGGCAGCAUGAUAGACGUCAUUCUCAGUGAGACUAAUCACUAUUUCUGUGAUGCAUGGAAUACCUUUGACGCCUUGAUUGUUGUGGGUAGCAUUGUUGAUAUAGCAAUCACCGAGGUAAACCCAGCUGAACACACCCAAUGCUCUCCCUUUAUGAACGCAGAGGAAAACUCGCGCAUCUCCAUCACCUUCUUCCGCCUGUUCCGCGUCAUGCGCCUGGUCAAGCUGCUGAGCCGCGGGGAGGGCAUCCGCACACUGCUCUGGACCUUCAUCAAGUCCUUCCAGGCCCUGCCCUACGUGGCGCUGCUAAUCGUGAUGCUCUUCUUCAUCUACGCGGUGAUCGGGAUGCAGGUGUUUGGGAAAAUCGCCCUGAACGACACCACGGAGAUCAACCGUAACAACAACUUCCAGACCUUCCCCCAGGCUGUGUUGCUGCUCUUCAGGUGCGCCACCGGCGAGGCGUGGCAGGACAUCAUGCUGGCCUGCAUGCCCGGGAAGAAGUGCGCCCCGGAGUCAGAGCCAGGCAACAGCACAGAGGGGGAGACACCGUGCGGAAGCAGCUUUGCCGUCUUCUACUUCAUCAGCUUCUAUAUGCUCUGUGCCUUCCUGAUCAUUAACUUGUUCGUGGCCGUCAUCAUGGACAACUUUGACUACCUGACAAGGGACUGGUCCAUCCUGGGGCCCCACCACCUGGAUGAGUUUAAGAGGAUCUGGGCAGAGUAUGACCCCGAGGCCAAGGGCCGCAUCAAACACCUGGACGUGGUGACGCUGCUGCGGCGGAUCCAGCCCCCUCUGGGCUUCGGGAAGCUGUGCCCUCACCGCGUGGCUUGCAAACGCCUGGUCUCCAUGAACAUGCCCCUCAACAGCGACGGCACGGUCAUGUUCAACGCCACGCUGUUUGCCCUGGUGCGCACGGCACUGAGGAUCAAGACAGAAGGGAACCUGGAGCAAGCCAAUGAGGAGCUGAGAGCCAUCAUCAAAAAGAUCUGGAAACGCACCAGCAUGAAGCUGCUGGACCAAGUGGUGCCCCCUGCUGGCGAUGAUGAAGUCACAGUGGGCAAGUUCUAUGCCACCUUCCUGAUCCAGGAAUACUUCCGGAAGUUCAAGAAACGCAAAGAGCAGGGCCUCGUGGGCAAGCCAUCCCAGAGGAAUGCCCUGUCCCUACAGGCCGGCCUGCGAACUCUACAUGACAUCGGGCCAGAGAUCCGGAGGGCCAUCUCCGGAGACCUGACGGCCGAGGAGGAGCUGGACAAGGCCAUGAAGGAGGCGGUGUCUGCAGCUUCCGAAGACGACAUCUUCAGGCGCGCAGGCGGGCUGUUCGGCAACCACGUGGGCUGCUUCCCCGCGGACGCGCGCGCCCUCCCGCAGACCUUCACCGCUCAGCGCCCGCUGCACAUCAGCAAGGCCGGCGCCCCGCCGCCGCACGCCCUGUCGCCGUCGCACGACAAGCUGGUGGACUCCACCUUCACGCCCAGCAGCUACUCGUCCACCGGCUCCAACGCCAACAUCAACAACGCCAACAACACUCUGCUGGGCCGCCCCGGGCCCCAUGGAGCCCCCGAGCCCCCCGGGGCUGCCUGGAGGCUGCGCACAGACGGGGGUCACCCUUGGGAGAGCCAGGUGGCCGUGGGGAGCCAGGAGGAGGCCUCUGAGGACACCUAUGAAGUGAGGAUGGCUGACGACGCCACGCACUGCAGCCAGCACAGCCUGGCCUCCUCCAGCAUGCUCUCAUAUCCAGAUGAUGAAAGCCGGCAGUUGACCCCCCCAGAGGAGGGCAGGAGGGACAUCCGGCUGUCCCCAAAGAGGGGGUUCCUUCGGUCUGCCUCUCUCGGUCGAAGGGCCUCCUUCCACCUGGAGUGUCUGAAGCGGCAGAAGAAUCAGGGAGGAGACAUUUCUCAGAAGACAGUGCUGCCCUUGCAUCUGGUUCACCACCAGGCACUGGCGGUAGCAGGCCUGAGCCCCCUCCUGCAGAGAAGCCAUCCCCCGGCACCUCGGCCCUGCACCACCCCACCUGCCACACCGGGCAGCCGGGCCUGGCUCCCACAGCCCAUCCCCACGCUGCGGCUGGAGGGCACUGAGUCCAGCGAGAAGCUUAACGGCAGCUUCCCGUCCAUCCGCUGCUCCUGGGCCCGAGAGCCCAGCCCCUGCGUGGCCCGAAGAGCCCGGCCCGUGUCCCUCACUGUGCCCGGCCAGGCCGGGGCCCCAGGCCCACAGCUCCACGGCAGUGCCAGCAGUCUGGUGGAGGCGGUCUUGAUCUCCGAAGGGCUGGGACAGUUUGCUCAGGACCCCAAAUUCAUCGAGGCCACCACCCAGGAGCUGGCGGACGCCUGCCACAUGACCCGGGAGGAGAUGGAGAGCGCAGCGGACAACAUCCUCAGCGGGGGUUCGGGGCCCAGCCCCAACGGCACCCUGCUGCCUUGCGUGCGCUGCAGGGACCCGGGGCAGGACCCGGGGCUUGGGGAGGAUGAGGACGAGGAGGCGCCCGGUCCACCGCUAUGCGGGAGGAGCGGGGAGGAGGAGCGCCGGGCCCAGGGCCGCAGCCUGCCAUAGCGCGGCCCGGGAAGCGGCCGGCAGCUUUUUAAUUUGUCUCAAUGUUCCUAAUGGGUUUCAGAAGUGCCUCACUGUUCUCGUGACCUGGAGUUAACCGGAACAGCGUCUUCAUUCAUUUUCCUCGGGACGAGACGCAGGGUUGGGUGGUGGUGCAGAGUCAGCUCUUGGGGUUUUUGGGGUGGGGGAGGAGACGGGGAGAGAGAGAAGCAGCACCCCCCGCGGCGUGUGUCCUUGGAGCUGUGGAUACAGAGAGGUGGCUGGGGCCCGGGUGGACGCCCCACCUGCCCUCCCUCCCUCUUCCCUCCCUCGCUCCUCCGGCCCAGCGGUGGCUCCGUGCAUGAGAGAGCGCCUCGGUUCCCCCACCCACCCAGCAACCCGCACCAGAAGGCCCCUCCCAGCAUCACAUGGGCGUCUUUCCACUUUGCUUGUAAACAAAAACAAAACAAAAAAAUCAUUUUGCACAUAUUGUGUGUGAGCCUCAGUGUCUCCAAAAAAGCCAGGACCCUGUGGAUCUGCAGAAGGAAGAGGGGACCCCCCAGCCCCAGGGAGAGAGGAGGAGGAGGAGGAAGGGGUGGGAGCCAAGCUGGAGGGGCAGCAGCGGAGGGGCAGCAGCGGAGGGCCAGAGACGAAAGACCAGAGACAGAGAUGGGGUGGCCUUGCAGAUUCGCUCCCAAACCCACCCACCCAGCUACCUGCACCUGACAUGCCCAGCCCUCAAGCCUGAUGGUCAGGGAUCAGCCACAUGUGUGGGGAUCAGCCACAUGUGUGACCAGGACAGCCAGCUCAUGACAGAGGUGACACUGAGCUUUUGCUCAGUGGUUUCGUGGUUAGACAAAUGUCUCCAAAGCAUGUGGCUCUAUGUGGGGGAGGGGAGGAAGUGUACUUCUAUUGGCUUGUCCAUUGUAUUCCUUCCUGAGGGGGAGUGGGAGAGAGACAAGGUUGCAUUUGUGGCCUUUUUCAGCUGGCGACUGUACAUCGACUUGGGCUGGGAUGGUUUCGAUAUAAAAACAAAGUUUGGCCAUUGGCCCGGCCCACAGUAUGGCCUGUGAGAGCUUCCCACCUGGUGAUCUCUUGUUUUCUCAAGACAGUGACAGAAAAUGUUGGUUUGGCCAGAGGGACCUGACUCCGGUCCUUUAAAAACAAGGGAGUGUUGAUGAGUGCCUGGAAAGGAAGCUUCUGUCUGGAAAUGUGUCCCAUGUCCCACGUGCACCUGUGCCCACUCAGGUGAGCACACAGCACCCCACUGGGCUGGGUGUGGGGGGUGAGGAAUCUGGGUCAAUCCCUCCCAAAAAAAAGCAAAAUCAGACCUCUCAUCUGCUUCUGAAACGGGGAUCAGUCACUUUGCAUUUUCUGUCCCACAAGAUAUGCAAAAACAAUGCAAUAAUACUCAUUUCAACAACAAAAAUACAAUCGUGAGCUGUGUUGGCAUUAAAACUGUAUUUAAAACACAUGCACACACACACACAACACACACACACGGGAAAAAUUCACUGGAGGAUGGCAUUUUUCUUUGAUGUACUCCGUGUAAUGUUCUAUUGCAUCGGUAAUGUUGAAGAAACCAUUACACUUAAAUUCAGGUCAGUUUCCGUACUUUACAGAUAUUUUUUUAAACACACACACAAGAAAAAUAAGAACUGAAUGGCAAUUGUGCCAAGCGGAUACAAAUGGAUCAAAUUGCGUUGGUUUUCUUUUCUUUUUCCUUUUUUUUUCUUUAUUUUCUUCUUCCUUCUUUUGGAACUCACUUGUAAUAUUCUGCUGCAUGUAAGUAAACCAUUUUGUAUUUGGAGUGUGA
Messenger RNA from Erinaceus europaeus (western European hedgehog), 8879 nucleotides. RefSeq names its product calcium voltage-gated channel subunit alpha1 C (gene CACNA1C). Gene Ontology annotation, cellular component: membrane; voltage-gated calcium channel complex. The transcript has 49 exons. Gene Ontology annotation, biological process: calcium ion import across plasma membrane. The record is from RefSeq and is a predicted model, not a curated record. Bases 623 to 7087 code for a protein of 2154 amino acids. Lineage: Eukaryota; Metazoa; Chordata; Mammalia; Eulipotyphla; Erinaceidae. Gene Ontology annotation, molecular function: high voltage-gated calcium channel activity.